CCCUGCGGCGUACCUCUUGCGUGCGGGAGGUUGUGCAAAUGGGUAUGGCCGACGGGGAUGACCUACGGGAUGGAGACCGGGUUCGCCGCUGCGCCGAGGGCCCUCAUGCUCGGCUUGAGCAUUCGCAUCGGCGCGACGCAACCCUUCGAGCGAUACUGCCAGAUGUGCCUACUCACGCAGUACCGCACUUCAUCAUCCACGUAUACGCAGUCCUGCGAUGCAAGCGUGUAACCGUCUCCUUCAUUGUCGAUGUAUGCGCGAUGUGGCUCCCCGCGAUUCCCCCUCCCUCUUUGUCCUCCCCCGCCUCCUCUCGCACCAUGCACUCUGCUUUCGAUCACGUAGCUCUGCCUUUGGACGAGUUCGCCGACUUCGCUGCGUUCAUGGCUUCGAUGACAAUGGAUACCCCGACUCUACGUUCACGGGUGAUGACCAGUACUAUAUGCCAGACUCUCUCAAUGAGCCGAUGCUUCAUAUGCGCGAAGCACUAUUCUUCCGCGAUGUGGUAGAAUCUGUGGUCACGGUGCCCUCAUUUGAGGAGGCCGUAGGUACCGACGACUCCAGCAGCUCAGCUGGAGCCCCACCCGACCUCAUCGCUCCCCGUCCCCGCCGCAUCGCCCUCCCUCCCUUCCUCCUCCGGUCGGUCUUCCACCUUCACUCCGCCCCCGCCGAGCCGCAAGCCCGCACUGUCGACCCGCGCCCGCGCCCUCCCCGAGCCUCCGCUGACCUCCCCGCCCCCGCCGAGCUGCAGGCCCGCCCGCACUGUCGACUUCGUCGAGAUCUUCGAUGUUGAUGCUUUCUAUGGGACCUCGGAGUCGUUCUCAUCUUGCAUUUUUGGCCUCCGCUGUAUCAUCUACAGGUACGCGCAAGCGGCGCUUACAGCCAUUCGAGAGCGGUGUGUAACAUUUAGCGAUGCGGGGCGGU
Messenger RNA from Rhodofomes roseus, 921 nucleotides. RefSeq lists its product as uncharacterized. Lineage: Eukaryota; Fungi; Basidiomycota; Agaricomycetes; Polyporales; Fomitopsidaceae. The coding region runs from base 218 to 790 and encodes 190 amino acids. The transcript is spliced from 2 exons. The record is from RefSeq and is a predicted model, not a curated record.